Molecule: messenger RNA, 2985 nt
Organism: Periophthalmus magnuspinnatus
Lineage: Eukaryota; Metazoa; Chordata; Actinopteri; Gobiiformes; Gobiidae
Gene: cavin2a
Product: caveolae associated protein 2a
Exons: 5
Coding region: 115-1731 (538 amino acids)
Cellular component (GO): cytoplasm; caveola
Molecular function (GO): protein kinase C binding
Source: RefSeq, a predicted model, not a curated record
UGGACGCGCAGCACGAGCUCAACAAGUUUAACAGAGUCACAACCUGCGCGCGCUCAGACCUGCUCCAGCCCCGCACCGACCAGCACCACCUCCACCAGCACCACCUGCACCGCCAUGGAAGACGAGCAGAGCGGGAGCACCCAGGGGAGCACCCGGGGGAGCACCCAGGGGAGCACCCGGGGGAGCGCCCACAACCUGGCGGCCCCCGCGCAGUCCACCCCCGGGAGCGCGCAGAUCCAGCCCGUGAACUGCGAAGACAUCCUGCUGCCGAGCUUCAGCCCCGGCUCCGCUCCGUCCUCCCCGACUCCCACGGGCACCCUGACCCGCCUGGGGAUGUCCCUGCGCGGCCACAGCGGGACCCCGGCCCCCGCCAGCCCCACGGAGCGGGGCCAGGUGAGCGCCAUCACGGUGGUGGCGAUCCUGGACAAGCUGGCGGGAAUGUUAGAGUCUGUGCAGCAGAACCAGCAGCGCAUGGAGCAGAGGCAGGAGGAGCUGGAGGGAGCCGUGAGAGCCGUGCAGGGCGACGUGACCAGGCUGUCCAAGGCGCACCUCAACACCGCCAACAACGUCAACAAACUCCUGGAGCGCUCCCGGAAGAUGAACGGCGGCGUGAAGGAGGUGAAGGAGCGGCUGGACAAGCAGGCCGUGCAGGUGAAGCGCCUGGAGAACAACCACGCGCACCUGCUCAAGAGGAACCACUUCAAAGUACUCAUCUUCCAGGAGGACAAUGAGAUCCCCACUGACGUCUUCGUGAAGGACUCUCUCAAGUCGCCCCUCCCUCAGUACGACGAGCCCUCCGUCGCGGGCUCAGUCUCCGCCCACCCGCCCUCCAUCGCCGGGUCGGUGUCCGCCUCCGUAGCGCCCUCCGUCUCCGGCUCGGUGGAUGUGCGCUCUCCGGAGGAAGGGCUUCACACUGUGAGUCUGAGCUCUGAUGAAGACGAGGAGCUGAACCUGCACCGCGAGCCGCUAGACGAGUGUGUGGAUGCGGACUCCACUCUGGGCCUUGGCUCGAGCCGUCCGUACGAGAGACGCGCCGAUCGGUUCAAGCGAAACAGCCUGAAGAAGGUGGACAGUCUGAAGAGAGCGUUCACCAGACAGAACAUCGAGAAGAAGAUGACCCAGAUCACCACCAAGAUCGUCCCUCCGGAGAAACGCGACAAGAUCAUCAAGAGUCUAACCCCCAACCACCCCAAGAGCCCCACCGCCAGGGCCUCCUCCUUUAAGGUCGCGCCGAUGACCUUCAACGUCAAGAAGGUGAGAGAUGGUCAGACCCCCACACCAGAGGCCAGUCCCUCCUCCGCCGAGGCCCACGUAGAGAUCCCUCCCCUGGGCAGCCUGGACACGGACGCCUCCCUGGAGCUCCACGCGGACGGAGGGGCGGUGACCCGUGUCCGCGAGGCCCUGAAAGAGUGCAGCGUCCAGGCGGAGCUGUCCGUCAACGGGGAGGUGGAUCUGGAGGUCAACGGGGACGACCACUUCGCCGGUGAUAACCACUCUGCCGGGGAGGAGCCGAGCACGGAGGAGCGGGCCGGCGCCGAGGCGGAGGCGGAGGUCUCCGGUGGAGCGGGCCUAGCUGUCCCCGAGUCUACGGAGGAUGUGGGAGAGGAGGAGGAGGAGGAGGAGGAGGAGGAGAGUCCCACAGAGGGCGCAACGGAGGCGAGCAUCUCCGCGGAAACCACCCCCUCGGCGACCAUUCCCACGGCGACCAUCGCGGUGGAACAAGCGUCUUAAUGUGACAGUUUUAGAGUUUUUAAACGUCGUCUGAAAAUAUAAAGUUUGAUACACAAUGAUAGAAACUGAUUUACCUUAAUGCUGUUUAGUUAAAGAUGAGAAGGGCAAAAAAAAAAACAAUUUAUGUCGUGAUUUUUCUUAAAGCUACAGGUCAUGUUUUAGUUUUAUGAUGUUUUAAAUGAUCGCGGUGGGUGUGGCGAAGGAGGACGGACUUUAAAUCCACUUCUAGAUGACCACCUGAUGAUGUCACAAGGUGUAGCGAGGAGUGUUAUGAGCCGUGCAUAGGGAGACGGUCCAAACGGGAUUAAACGCUGAAACGUGCGUGAACGAAGCGAAGCGCGAAACUCCGGUGACGUUUCUGCGGAGGCCACUGUGUCAGAACAGGGUUAAAGCCCCACUGCGGGACAUUUCGUCACACUAGAACACGGUUACGGGACAAUAUGAGACAUUUAAAAACAAUUAUAUCACGUAAUUCCACUUGGGAUUGAAAGCACCUAAGUCCCAGAGGUGAAACAAACCCCAGGGCCUCCUCUCCUCGUCUCCCCCCCAAAACGAGCUCGUCUCCCUGGGCAUAAGUCCAGCCAGCUCCCCCCGAAAGAGCAAAGUACCACCAGAGAUAAUGAGGGAUCUGCAAGUACGAACGUAAAUAUGGUUCAACCUGGACUGGAUGAAGAGUAAACUGGGUCUGUUGAAUUUAAACGGGGACUUCCAGAGUUACAUCCAAACCAGAUCUAAACUAAGACCCAACCAGGACUAAACCAGGACUAAACCAGGACUAAACCAGGACUAAACCAGGACUAAACCAGGACUAAACCUGGAUCCAAACUGGUGUAGGAUAAAGUGUAGUUGCCUCAGAGUCGGAAGAAAAGCCAAGAGUUUUAACGCAAGAAAAGUUUAUUUAGCAUCAAUACAGAAGCGUCAGGACUCUGAUAGUGUCCAGUCCAGUCCAGUCCAGUCCAGUCUGGCUAUGCUUCUGUUGUAGGGAGUAUUAUACCUCUGAUGACUUAGGCUGAGAUAACAAGGACUGAGCCCAGAACCUGACUAACUCUAACAGAAACCAGGUCUAAAAUGGGUCUGGAUGAAAACUAAACCAGGACUAUGCCAAGACGAGGUCUAAGACAGGACCUAGAUCUAAACCAAGACUUAAACCCAGGCCACACCAGGGCUAAACCAGGUUUAAACCGGGUCUAAAACAGGAUUUUAAGUCUAUAUCAGGACUAAAAGUGAGUCUAACCCAGGAGAAAAAAAACAAAA